UUAUAAUGGUAAAUAUCAGGAUCAGGAAUCAUCAACUUACCGAGAAUGAUGGAUCGGUGAUUCUGAUAUUUGCCCGUGGAGGACGAGCCGUUACCAGAGAGGAGAUCAGAGAUUACUUUAGAUCGAACUAUGGGGCUGAUUGUGUGAAAUCUAUAAGACUACACUAUCGUGAACCAUGUCGAACUCUGUUCUCUGCCAGGGUGGUUUUUUAUUCGAUGUCCACUGUCGAAUCUGUCUUACAUGGCCAAGGCUAUGUUUUACUGGUUAUUAAUGGCACACUUGUUAGUGUGAGAGCAAAUGCAAGACGAUCCCAACCAAUUGAUGUUGUUGCUGCUGGUUCGCCUCCUCCUGCACCUGCAACCCCGGCAAUGAUUCUCCGUGAGGCUGAAUUAUGGUCUGAAUGGUUCAUAAACAUGCCCUCGGCUUAAUUUUUCGCGCCCAGUGGAUAUAGAAUCAGUUUCAGAUAUUUGGUUAUUUGUAUAUCGGAAACUCUAGAUGCACCGUGGAAAAACCACCGCAAAAUGCAUCGAGUGAGACAGAAAAGAAGGCCACAGGGGAUUGUUCUACUCGGUGCAUCUCACGGUGUAAAAACACGGUGAGCGUAGAAUUGCCCUUUGUAUAUUUCUUCUUCAUGUAGGACGUUGCUGA
Molecule: messenger RNA, 648 nt
Organism: Papaver somniferum (opium poppy)
Lineage: Eukaryota; Viridiplantae; Streptophyta; Magnoliopsida; Ranunculales; Papaveraceae
Exons: 2
Coding region: 6-428 (140 amino acids)
Source: RefSeq, a predicted model, not a curated record